Molecule: messenger RNA, 4513 nt
Organism: Equus caballus (horse)
Lineage: Eukaryota; Metazoa; Chordata; Mammalia; Perissodactyla; Equidae
Source: RefSeq, a predicted model, not a curated record
CACCUGUCUGGAUGCAGCGAGCGCCCUCUGGGCCCUUGGGCUCUGUGGGCCUCGGGUUCCUAGGCUGGGACAGCAGGUGGCAGUGCCACCCCACAGAGCUGGCUGGAGCAUGGGAUGCAACAGUGGGUGAGAAGGGGUGGCAGAGGCCCCCCAAAUCUCCCGUCCUCACCCCAUGUCCACGUUUCCCUGGAAGGAGGGUGGGAGGCCCUAGUGGCUCUUGUUCCUUCUGUCGCAGGACAGGGGAGGAGGAAGCAGCGGGGCAGAGAACGAGGGCCCGUAGGUACGGGGAGUGGAGGGGAGGUGCCAGGAGCCCUCAGCCACCCUGCUCCGCACCCCGCCACACACCCUGUCACGUUGGCCGGCCUGCCUCUGAGCAGCCUGAGUGCGUUGCGCGGGCCCUCCUCCCUGCGGGGACAGCAGAGGCUCAGUGCCCAGGCGGACUGUCGCCACAGGCCGGGGUGGAGGCAGGGCAGCUCCCCGGGAGGCGCUUCAUCCAGCCUGGAGCCUGGAAGAAGUCCUGGGGAGGCCCAGGUUUGCCCUGGUGAGGCAGACCCCCCGCCCUGCUCCUCUGUCCCGUCGGCUCCCCAGCUGCCAUCGAUGGACAUUGGCCUUCUGGAGCUCAGCGGGGGCCCCUGGCCCUGAGCUGGAUCACCGACGUCUGCCACGGCACGGGCUGGGGGUCAGCGCCGAGUCUGUGCCAUCAGGGACCCGCACCGCGGUCCCCCAGCCCGGGGGAGCUUCAGGUGGAUGGAGGGGCGCAGGCUUGGCUCACACCCUGAACUGGUUUGGCGAGCUUCCUCACCCUUUGGGGCUUUUUGUUUUUUGCUUUGUCCUGAAAGUUCCACAGGUGAUUCAGAUGUGCAGCUAGGGUUGGAAACCACUGGACAGGGCAAUUCUCUCCUUUGCACCCUACAACUUCCUUCCUUCCUUCACUCAACACACACUCAGUGACCAUAGUUUAGACUUGACCACGUGAGGAGAGGGCAGCCCAGAGAAAACCUUCUUGAGAAGUGGCGGAACUACACCACACGUUCUUUCACUCGACAAGCGUUCACCCGGCACCUGCCGUGUGCCGUGCCCUGGCCUGGACACAGGGACGCAGCCCCAGACACCACGGCCAGCCCUGCCCUCUGGGAGCUCAGGAGGUCACCAAGCCGGAACCCUGGAGAGGACACCUACUCCUCUCCUCGCCGCCCUGCAGACCCACUCUGUCCUGGGGGACUUUCCUCUCCCGGCCAGUAGGGAAUGGUGUGCUAGGUGCUGGGCACAGGGCCUCGCGGGGUUUGUGGGUUUAACACACAUUACAGAGUGCUCUCGUGAUGUCACGCCCUGCCGCCCAGGUGCUGGGGGUGCGACUGUGGCCACAGGAGACCCAGUCCCUGCUGUCACGGAUCUCCUGGUGUGCGUGUGCGAGUGCGUGUUUCUGUGUGGACCGGGGUGACGAGCUGACUCCAGGUGGCCAGAACGGUUGGCCAGCUCACAUCUUCUGGAAACGAUAUGCAAGUGUACAGAAGAGUCCCCAAACCCCUGAGACCCUUCUAGGGACAAAAAAGCAUACACAGGAACCCCGCUGAAGACCUCGGGGUCAGAAAGCCAGGGUGCAUCCUGUCUCCACCACUCACUAGCGUAUCAGUCAAGGGACUUUCUUUGAGCCUGUUUCACCCCCUACAUGGGAUGAUAAACCUCUUUCCAGGGUCGUUGCAAACGUUUAUUGAGAUAAAUUUGUAUAGGACGUCUUGGCACAUAGUAAAGCUGAAUAAAUGCAUGCGGGGUAACAAUAGGGUGGUCGUGAGGAUUCAAUGACAUAAUCAGGGCCAACAUUGACUGGCACAAAGUAGGCAUUCCAUAAAGGAGGUGGUUAUUUGCCAAAACAGCCAGCCAGAUGUUUUUUCCUUGGGGUAAGAAGAAUGCAUUUUACAAAGUAAUAAACUAUGGAGCUAUCUUUUUUGGGCUCCAAUACUGACUGCUUCUUGCUAGCUGUGUGAUCUUAGACAAAUACUUUACCUCUCUGUGCCGCAAUUCCUUCAUCCUUAAAACAGAUGUCGUAGUCCCCGCCCCAGGCGGCUUGUGAGUUUUAAAUAAAUUGACAGAUGGAAAGCGCUCAGAACGGCUCCUGGCACGUGAGGGCUAUAGUGAGUUUUAUGAUGAUGAUUCUUAUUUUUACCUUGCGCGCACAAGCCACAGCGAGGGCCGCCACCUCCCAUCUUCGGGCCACAGUCCGCUCGCGGCAGCCCCCUCCCUGGCCCUCCACAGGAACCGGGAGGAGCGCGCAGGCGCGUUGGGGCAAAGUAUCGGCGGUGACCCAAGCAGCCCGGUUGGCGGCCAUCUUGGUCAAGGGCAGCGGCGGCGGCGUCUCUGCGUCAUCAGUCUGCGCGGCGGGCGGGCCGCCGGCGGGCCAGAUCGCUUCGGGAGCGGCGGGGGCGGCCGGGGGUGCACGGCUGAGGGGCGUGAUGGGGGAGGCGGCCGUGGCCGUGGGGCCUUGCCCGCUGCGCGAGGACAGCUUCACGCGCUUCUCGUCGCAGAGCAAUGUGUACGGGCUGGCUGGCGGCGCGGGCGGGCGCGGGGAGCUGCUGGCCGCCACCCUUAAAGGCAAGGUGCUGGGCUUCCGCUACCAGGACCUCCGGCAGAAAAUCCGGCCUGUGGCCAAGGAGCUGCAGUUCAACUACAUCCCCGUGGACGCCGAGAUUGUCUCCAUCGACACCUUCAACAAGUCGCCCCCAAAGCGGGGCCUGGUUGUGGGGAUCACGUUCAUCAAGGAUUCCGGGGACAAGGGCAGCCCCUUUCUUAAUAUUUACUGUGACUACGAGCCUGGCUCUGAGUACAACCUCGACUCCAUUGCCCAGAGCUGCCUGAACCUGGAGCUCCAGUUCACGCCUUUCCAGCUGUGCCAUGCAGAGGUUCAGGUCGGGGAUCAACUGGAGACCGUGUUUCUCCUGAGUGGGAAUGACCCUGCCAUUCAUCUCUACAAGGAGAAUGAGGGGCUGCAUCAGUUUGAGGAACAGCCCGUGGAAAACCUCUUCCCGGAGCUCACGAACCUCACCAGCAGCGUCCUCUGGCUUCACGUCCACAACCUCCCCGGCACAUCCCGGCGACUCUCGGCUCUCGGCUGUCAGAGCGGAUAUGUCCGUGUCGCCCACGUGGACCAGCGGAGUCGAGAGGUUCUGCAGACGUGGACAGUCCUGCAGGAUGGCCCCAUCUCCCGGGUGAUCCUGUUCAGCCUCUCAGCCCCCGAGGAGACCAAGGACAGGCCCCAGCAGGACGAGUACAGCGUGCUCGUGGCCAGCAUGUUGGAGCCAGCAGUGGUGUAUCGGGACCUCCUGAGCCGGGGCCUGGAGGACCAGCUUCUCCUGCCCGGCAGCGACCAGUUUGACAGCAUCCUCUGUGCCCUGGUCACCGAUGUCGAUUUGGACGGGCGGCCAGAAGUCCUGGUGGCCACCUACGGACAGGAGCUGCUCUGUUAUAAGUACUGUGGCCCCGAGUCCGAGCGCGGAUUCCGCCUGCUGUGGCGGCGGAGUUUCUCCAGCCCGCUGCUGGCCAUGGCUCACGUGGACCUGACCGGGGACGGGCUGCGGGAGCUGGCCGUGGUCUCCCUCAAGGGCGUGCACAUCCUGCAGGAUCUCUUCUUGUGUGGUCUAGCCUGGUUCUUUCUCCUGGAGCCUGACCUUGCUGCCUUUUCUGCACUCUUUGCCAGCGCCUUUUCCUACCAUCCAUUCCCUAAUGGAAUGCUCUAGGUUAGACCUCAGGAGAAAAGAUACAGGUUGGAGCCCAGUGAAAAGAUCUGAGGUUGAACCACAGUGGAUGGGACAAAGGUUAGACCCUAGUAAAACAGAAUGAGGUUAGACCCAGUGGAGCGGUCUGAGGUUAGACCCAGGGGAGAGGUCUAAGGUUAGACCCUAAUGGAAAGGGCAUAGGCUAGACCACAGUGGAAGAGGCAGUGGUCCAACUAGGGGAGAAAGGACUUCCCUUUUACUGUGGUUUCACCAUCCUGUCAUCCCUCAUUAUGGUCUCUUUCAAGCCAUUCCCCUGUGAUCUCCUCUCUGUCGUUUCCAAUAGGGUCUAACCUCAGACCCUCCAACCAGGCUCUAACUCCAUCUCUCAUGUGGUGGUAGAUUCCUCCAUUCUCCACUUUGCUUUGCUCCUCCUCUGUCCUGUUGGCCUGUCCUUUUCUGCCAGGGUCUCUCCUUUGUCUCCCCCACCGUGGUCUAACCUCAGCCUCUCUCCGGUGGUCAAACCUCACUCCCAUAUAAUGCAAUCUCUCACUCAUAUUUUGAUCCAUCCUCAUCCCUUCCACCGAGGUCUAACCUCAGACCCAUACAUUUGGGUCUAGGCUGUUUGCUCCCCUGGAAAUUGACUGAAGACCGUCCCCCUGGGUCUAACCUUCACCCUGUCACAGAGACCGGUCUCCACCCCACACGCUGUGUCUGUUCUCUGACCUCCCGCCGUGGCCGAGCUCCCGGCCGCCGGGGUUGUCUCAUUCAGGCCCGCGCUCUGCCUCAGCCCCGCCCUCCCGCUU